UUGACUUAUCUCUGGGGAACCAGUUUUGAACAGGCACCGCCGCACCGCACACACGUUGAUAGUUUUUACGUGCGUUUUCUUUACAAGAGAUAUUUAUUACUUUAAUAAAUAUCCAAACAAACAAAUUACAAUUACUAUUUCCGGGUCUAAUUGAAGACGUAUUUAGUGUACAAGUGUUAAUAAGUACCAUUACAAUGAACAGCUUAAGAGGUAUUCUUAAAUUGAACAAUGUGAACACGGCUGCCAAAAAUACUUUGAUCCGUAGCCUAUCGUGUUCACCGAAGUUACAAUGCGACGCGGCGACGGCGCCACGUUAUCCCCUCACCAUGUUAUCGGAAGACGAAGUCAUGAUGAAGGAAACAGUUGCAAGAUUGGCAAAAGAGCAAAUUCUGCCAUUGGUGAGAGAAAUGGAGGCAGAACACAGGAUCAAGGACUCUGUCGUUGAUAUGCUCUUCGAAAAUGGCUUGAUGGGAGUUGAAAUCCCAAUUGAAUAUGGUGGCUCUGGAUGUGGCUUCAUGACCACAAUCCAAGUAGUAGAGGAAAUCUCGAAGGUAGAUCCAGCCGUAGGUAUCCUAGUAGAUCUACAAAACACCCUCAUUGGUAAUGUUAUCAUCAAACUGGGUACUGAGGAACAGAAAAAGAAAUAUCUGACUAUGUUGGCAAAGGAUACAGUGAGUAGUUUUGCACUUACUGAGCCAAGCAGUGGUACAGAUGCCUUUUCGUUGAAAACAACCGCCAAGAAAGACGGUGAUCAUUAUGUUAUCAACGGCAGUAAGAUGUGGAUCUCCAACUCGGAUAUCGCUGGAGUUUUCUUGGUCAUGGCGAAUGCCAAACCGGAAGCUGGUUAUAAAGGUAUAACUUGUUUCAUUGUUGAGCGUGACACGCCAGGAUUCACCGUAAACAAACCAGAAAAUAAAUUGGGUAUCUGUGCUAGUGGUACCUGCAUGUUGACGUUUGAAAAUGUACGCGUGCAUGAAAGCGCCAUUUUGGGUGAAUUCGGCCAUGGAUAUAAAUAUGCUGCUGGUUUUUGAAUGAAGGUACGUAUUGGUAUUGCUGCGCAGAUGAUUGGUUGUGCUCAGGGAGCAUUUGAUGCCACACUUCCUUACACGAUGGAAAGACAACAGUUUGGUCAGCCAAUUUAUAAAUUCCAGGGUAUGCAACACCAAAUCGCCGAAGUCCACACAAAAAUCGAAGCUGCACGCCUCCUCACAUACAACGCAGCCCGCCUAGUAGAACAAGGCAAACCCUUCGCAAAGGAAGCAGCAAUGGCAAAGUACUACGCCGCAGAUGUCGCGCAAUUCGCCACAAUCAAAUGCAUCGACUGGAUGGGCGGUGUAGGCUUCACCAAAGACUUCCCACAAGAGAAAUUCUUCCGUGAUGCUAAAAUCGGCAGCAUCUACGAAGGUACACACAAUGUCCAACUCACCACUAUCGCUAAAUUCCUCGAAAAAGAAUACGCACAGUAAUAGACGCCAUAUUGGAUAAAACCUAACAUUUUAACAUGUUAUGGUUCCAACAAAACAUACAAUAUGCAAUUUUUAUACUCCGCAAUAUUUUGUUACAACAUUAUUAUAUUCUAUUGAAUAGAAUUCUAAUUAUAAUUCAUUUACAAACAGUUUAAACUAA
Messenger RNA from Dalotia coriaria, 1626 nucleotides. Its product is annotated as short/branched chain specific acyl-CoA dehydrogenase, mitochondrial-like. Gene Ontology annotation, cellular component: mitochondrion. Gene Ontology annotation, molecular function: flavin adenine dinucleotide binding; acyl-CoA dehydrogenase activity. The transcript has 6 exons. The record is from RefSeq and is a predicted model, not a curated record. Lineage: Eukaryota; Metazoa; Arthropoda; Insecta; Coleoptera; Staphylinidae.